AUGUCAAUCUAUAAAAGAUAUUAUCCAAAUGGUCAUGUAUACAUUACUUGGUGUCUCAACAACAUCGGUCAGAUUCUCUAUCUCGAAGGCAAACAUGAUGAAGCUCUAAUGAUUUUUGAACAAGAAUUAUCAAUGCUACAAAUGUAUUAUACAUCUGGUCAUGUCAAUAUUGCUGUUACUCUUAAUGAAAUAGGAAAUGUUCACUAUGGACAAGGAAAAUAUUCUAAAGCUGUGAUAUUUUAUGAACAAGCGCUGAAAAUUCUACAGAAAUAUUAUUUCUCUGGUCAUAACGAAAUUAUUUGUAUUCUAAACAAUAUUGGCUAUGUACAAAAAGAACUAGGAAAAUAUAAUGAAGCUCUUGAUUUUCAUCAACAAGCAUUAGCACUUCAAGAGAAAUAUUAUCCAUAUUAUUAUGGAAAUAUUGCUAACACUCUCAAUUAUAUCUGUGAUGUACUACUUUGUCAAUCAAAAUAUGAUGAAGCUCUAUGCUCUUGUAAACGAGCACUAACGUUGCAAGAAAACUAUUAUCCUUUGGGUCAUGUCGUAAUGGCAUCUAGCCUCGGCAAUAUUGGUAAUAUCUUAUAUAAACAAGAAAAGUACAAUGAAGCUAUUGAUUUUCAUCAACGAGCACUAGCAACUGUCGAAAAACACACUUCAUAUGAUUAUUCUUCUAUUACUUUUUAUAUGAACAAUAUCGGAAUUAUAUUAUGCACACAAGAAAAGUAUGAUGAAGCUCUUGAUUAUCAUCGACGAGUACUUGAAAUACAAGAAAAAUAUUGUCUUUCAUGUCAGAGAGAGAUUGCCAAGAGUCUCACUUACAUUGGUAAUGUUCUCCGUGAACAGAAAAAAUACGAUGAAGCCUUCAAAUUUUAUCAACGUGUACUCGAAGUUCAAGAGAAUUAUUAUCCAAAUCGUCAUGUGGACAUUGCAACAAUUCUCAAUAAUAUUGGUGCAACAUUGCGUCAUCAACAAAAAUUCGAUGAAGCAAUUAAAUAUCAUCAAAAAGCAAUAGAAAUUCAAGAGAAAUAUUAUUCAUCAGACAGUAUCAUCAUAGCAAAUACCAUCAAUCGUAUUGGUCAUGUUCUCUACGAUGAAAGCAAGUAUGAUGCAGCUAUUGACUAUUAUCGGCGAGCACUUUCAAUACAAGAGAACUUCUAUCCUGAUAAUCACAUCGAAAUUUCUCAUACUUUCACCUCCAUUGGUAACACUCUAUAUGAACAAAAGAAGUAUGAUGAAACUCUUCAAUUUCAUCAAAAAGCCAUGGCUAUUCAAGAAAAAUAUUAUGAAUUUCCUCAUCUCGAAAUUGCACAGAGCAUGAAUCGUAUCGGUAAUGUCCUAUAUAGUCAAGAGAAAUAUGACGAAGCCAUUGAUUUCUAUCAACGAUCAUUAAGUAUUCGAGAAAAAUUCUAUUCACUUGGUUAUACUGGCAUUGCUACUGUUCUUAGCAAUAUUGGAAAAGCCCUUUAUGAACAAAGAAAAUAUGAUGAAGCUCUUGAUUUCUAUCAACGAGCAUUAAGUGUCCAAGAGAAAUUCCAUGCAACAAAUCAUGUUAGUAUUGCUAAUAUUCUAAUAGACAUCGUCAAUGUCCUAAGAGAUCAAAGAAAAUACGAAGAAGCUAUGAAGUUUCAACGACGAGUAUUGACAAUUCGAGAAGAAAAUUAUUCCUCUUGUCAUGAGAAAAUUGCAGAGUGUCUAAAUCGUAUUGGUCUCAUACAUAUUCAUCAAAGGCAAUAUUAUCUAGCACUCGAUUGUUAUCAACGUGCUUUAACAAUUCUUGAAAAAUGCUAUCCAUUGGGUCAUGUUGAUAUUGCUCUAAAUCUGCGAUCUAUCGGUAUCAUCUUAUAUGAACAAGGAAAAUAUGAUGAAGCACUCGAUUUCUGUAAACGAGCAAUGACAAUCAAUGAGCAAUAUUAUCCAUCGGGUCAUGUAGA
Messenger RNA from Rotaria sordida, 1931 nucleotides. Lineage: Eukaryota; Metazoa; Rotifera; Eurotatoria; Philodinida; Philodinidae. The record is from the annotation of a GenBank genome assembly.